This is a messenger RNA of Ustilaginoidea virens, 1335 nucleotides long. RefSeq lists its product as uncharacterized. The record is from RefSeq and is a predicted model, not a curated record. Lineage: Eukaryota; Fungi; Ascomycota; Sordariomycetes; Hypocreales; Clavicipitaceae. The coding region runs from base 1 to 1335 and encodes 444 amino acids. The transcript is spliced from 2 exons.
AUGUCGAGAUGCCAGGCUGUUGCGCGGCCGUUGGCACGGCCAUCGCGGCUGCCAUGCGCAAUCCGGCUCUUCACCGCCGGGGCACCUCGCGCCGCUGAUGUUCAAGAGCAAUCAGCCUCCGCUGUGUCGAAGGAACCGAGCGCCUUGGACCUCGAUCCCAACACUGUUCUUCCCGAAUUCGAGGCCCAACUGAUAAAGGCCGGCAAGGUGCCAAUCGGCUCGAGAAGACGUCGGGUGGCCAUGCGAAUUACAUCCAACAUUCCCUUUGAGCAGUUGCCGUACCAAGCGUUUCAGGAAGCUAGGAAAAUCCUGGCUGCAGACCGACAGGACAAGCUGGCCAAGAUUAGUGUGGAACUUGAAAAAAUUGCUAAACUGGAGCAGAAAGAUGCAGCGCAGGUCAAAGGCGGACAGAAGAUGAAGGAUGUCAAGCUGGCGAGUUUGCGCAGAGAGGUGGAGCGGUUGAAGUUGUUGGCUGAUAUAAACGACCCGCUGGUGAAGAAGAGGUUUGAGGAUGGACUGGGUGAUAUGAACAAGCCCAUUUAUCGUGCCCUCGCCGAGAAAAAGUGGCGAUCAUACGACUACCGACUCAUCACCCAGCGAAUUAAGCAGUUCAACAUUGUUCCAGAUGUUCUUCCCAAGCUGGAGCCCACCGCCGACGUGCAGCUCUUCUUCCGCCAGUCGAAAAUCCCCCCUGGCGAAAUCGUCGACAGCCUUGUAAGCGAGAGUGCACCUCGUCUACGAGUUCAGGUUUUCGACAAAGGCGAGCGGCUCAUCACCAUUGUUGUGGUCGACUCGGACGUUCCUGAUGUCGGCAGCGACACCUUCACAAAACGAUGCCACUUCUUGGCGGCAAACAUCCCCCUUGACCCGACGAAUACCUCGCUGCCGCUGACUAGGAUUCGGGCCCAGGACCAGCUGGCUGUGCCGUGGCUGCCUGCCUUUUCGCAAAAAGGCGCUCCUUACCACAGACUAGGUGUUUACCUGCUCGAGCAGAAGGCCGGCGAGAAAGUCGACGUUGCCAAGCUGAAAGAGCUGUACUCUGGUCGCGACGGCUUCUCUCUCAAGUCCAUGCGCGACAAGUUCAACCUGCAGCCGUUUGGGUUCAACAUUUUCCGCUCGGUUUGGGACGAGCACACGGCUGCUGUUAUGGCCCGACAUGGCAUCCCUGGUGCGGACGUGGAGUUUCGACCUACGCGUGUGCACAGCAUGAAGCCGCCCGUCAAGGCACGCGGAUGGGAAGCCAAGCGACAGGGCCCCAAGUACCGCCACCUUUGGAAGUACACCAAGCGCAUCAGGGGUAUCUCCAAUGCCAGGGGCUGGAUCAAGAAACGGUGA